Messenger RNA from Punctularia strigosozonata HHB-11173 SS5, 1083 nucleotides. RefSeq names its product DHS-like NAD/FAD-binding domain-containing protein. Bases 1 to 1083 code for a protein of 360 amino acids. Gene Ontology annotation, molecular function: NAD+ binding. The transcript is spliced from 9 exons. NCBI's taxonomy places the organism in Eukaryota, Fungi, Basidiomycota, Agaricomycetes, Corticiales, Punctulariaceae. The record is from RefSeq and is a predicted model, not a curated record.
AUGCGCGUCUCUGUCCCAACUAUACCAACGCGUUUGGCCUCUGUUCCUUCUGGUCCUACCGUUUCGCCUGCUGUUGCUGUUGAACGGAUAUCAUCCUUCCUCCAACAUGGAAAUGUCUGCCUGCUUACGGGUGCGGGUGUCAGCGUGGAUUCCGGUAUCAGGGCGUAUAGGGGCAAGGAUGGUCGUUACAUGAACCCGAACUACAAGCCCAUCUUCUACCAUGAGCUCGUUGACGGUACCGAGAAAGGAUUCGCGUUCCGGCAGCGUUACUGGCUACGAAGCUAUCUAGGCUACCCACCAGUCCGAGAUGCUCAACCGAACAAGACGCAUUACGCGAUCGCUGCUCUUCAGCAUGCUUCCAUAGUCCCGCGCCUCAUAACUCAGAACGUAGACGGGCUCCAUCACAAGGCCAUUCGAUCAGCGCGCAGCCGAUCAUGGAUGGACGAGCAUAUGCUGGAACUGCAUGGCACCCUGCAUAAAGUGCACUGUAACAGGGGCCAUCUGGUCGACCGCGAGACAUUCCAAGAUUGGAUAUCUGCGGCGAAUCCCCAAUGGAAAGCAUUCGUCGACGACCUAGAACGUGCGGGUCAACAGCCCCGGACGAAUCCCGACGGUGAUGUGGCCAUUGAAGAUGUAGACUAUACCACUUUCAACGUCCCGGAGUGCCCCACAUGUGCGCUCGAAGGCUAUACGAAUUCGGUGCAAAAACCCGCCUUGAUCUUCUUCGGUGAAUCAAUAGCAAAGGAGGUCAGGGAUAAGUCAUACGCCGAUAUAGAGCAAUGCGAUCGUCUCUUCCUCGUUGGAACAACACUGGCAACCUUUUCCGCAUUCAGGCUGCUCAAACACGCCCUCGAGCUCAAGAAACCUACCUUGAUGCUAAACGUCGGCCCUACCCGCGCAGACGGUUUGCCUGGCCUCGAAAAGCUCGAAAUCAGGAGCGGUGAGGUCAUGCGGGAAAUCGUCAGAAACGUCCUGGGUUCACAAGCAACGGAGGAUCCAAUCAUCCGAGAUAUGUUAUGCAGCGGGAUCUAUAUGCCCCCGCCGGACCAUAUAGAGGACAUCGUUCCCCAGUCGGGAAGCUAA